AUGGAUACGGUCAAUAAACAAAAAGCAAAAAAAGUCAAAAAAGAUAACGAAGCAGCAUCUGCCGCCGCUUCCACCAUAACUGCAGCUUCACUUCAGUCGGUCAAACCUCCUACUGGACCAUUAUUCAAUUUCGGCCAGCCAGCAAAUACCCAUGUUACAACCGCACAAACACCAGCUGUAGUAACAACCACUGCGUAUUCAGCUGUUGCAAAUGAAGCACAAUCAGCUGCCGAUAUUCAGAUAGCAAUGGAUUCAUAUUGCAAAGUCGUUGAGAAACGUCUAGUUGAUAUCGUUUCGCAAACAUGUUAUUGCCAACUGAUUACAGAAUGCGCUUUAGAGUUAGAAACAAAAUUAACAUCAGCAUUUCCACCAUCGGAAUUAUUAAGACUAAUGAAAGAACCACAAGAACAAGCAAAUCGACGAAAUAAACUGGAGACAAGUAUUCGAAGAUUUGAACAAGCAUUGAAACUAGGACAGGAGAACUUGUGA
Molecule: messenger RNA, 489 nt
Organism: Didymodactylos carnosus
Lineage: Eukaryota; Metazoa; Rotifera; Eurotatoria; Philodinida; Philodinidae
Source: the annotation of a GenBank genome assembly